AUGGCUCCUGCUGCGAUCAUCCGAGGUGUCCCGCGCGCGGUGCUCAUCGUGGCGGUGCUGGUGCUGGCCUCGCGGGGCGCGAGCGCGGCACUCUCGUGCUCUACGGUGUACAACACGCUGAUGCCUUGCCUCGGGUACCUGCAGUCAGGAGGGGUGGUCCCGCGGUUUUGCUGCGGGGGGGUCAAGAAGCUGGUGUCCACGGCGCGCUCCACCCCCGACCGCCGCACCAUCUGCACCUGCCUCAAGAACAUCGGCGCCGGAGCCGCUGGCGGGCCUUACGCCAGCCGCGCCGCGGGGCUGCCGCGCAAGUGCAAAGUCCCGAUGCCCUGGAACUGCAACUCGAUAAAUUGA
Triticum turgidum subsp. durum (durum wheat) is the source of this 351-nucleotide messenger RNA. The record is from the annotation of a GenBank genome assembly. Lineage: Eukaryota; Viridiplantae; Streptophyta; Magnoliopsida; Poales; Poaceae.